Molecule: messenger RNA, 7543 nt
Organism: Toxotes jaculatrix (banded archerfish)
Lineage: Eukaryota; Metazoa; Chordata; Actinopteri; Toxotidae
Product: collagen alpha-1(XXI) chain
Exons: 32
Coding region: 185-2986 (933 amino acids)
Source: RefSeq, a predicted model, not a curated record
CCGGCCGUGUCGGUCACCUGAUCUUAAUCAUACUGGACUGCGUUCCAUUUACUGAAGACCAGGCUAAAGGCAAAGAGUCCCCACAACAAGCAAGAUCCAAGGAGGUUGCAGCGAAGGCCUGGGAGAACAUCAUCAGGGAAGCCAGGUUGGAGUGGACAGAGCUGGACAGCUCUCCAACAGAGCCAUGUUGCUUUGGUCGGUAUGGAGUGCAAUAUUGCUACUGACGCCGCUGGAGGCUGCAGAGGAGGACGAUGACGUCCGGGCAGGCUGCAGCACAGCUGUAAAUGACCUGGUGUAUAUAGUCGAUGGCUCGUGGAGUGUUGGGUUCUCUGACUUUGACACGGCCAAGCAGUGGCUUAUCAACAUCACCAGCCAGUUUGACAUCAGCUCCCAUUAUACACAGGUGGCUGUGAUCCAGUACAGUGACACACCUCGUCUGGAGAUUCAUCUGGGGAGACACCAGAGCGGAACAGAGCUCAUCCAGGCCAUAAGGGGCAUCACCUAUCUAGGAGGAAACACACAGACUGGAAGGGCCAUCAAGUUUGCUGUGGACCACGUUUUCCCCUCAUCCCAGCGGGCCAGCCAAGUUAAGAACCGCAUUGCUGUGGUGGUCACUGAUGGCAAAUCUCAGGAUGAUGUGGUGGAUGCCAGUAUGGAGGCACGAGCUCAGGGCAUUACAGUGUUUGCGGUUGGAGUUGGCAGUGAGAUCACCACCUCGGAGCUGGUGUCCAUCGCCAAUAAACCGUCAUCUACCUAUGUCCUGUAUGCUGAAGAUUACACCACCAUUGACCGUAUCCGAGACUCUAUGGAGCAGAAGCUGUGUGAAGAGUCUGUAUGUCCUACACGAAUCCCGGUUGCAUCUCGUGAUGAGAAAGGCUUUGAGCUGAUGGUGGGCAUGAACAUUCAGAUGAAGGCCAAGAAGAUACCUGGCUCUCUGGUUUCUGAGACAGCAUAUGCCCUGACUGCCUCCACAGACAUUACUGAGAAUACCAGGGAGAUUUUCCCAGAAGGCCUCCCUCCAUCCUAUGUGUUUGUAGCCACCCUGCGUCUAAAGGAGUCUUCUAGCAAGCUGACCUUUGACCUUUGGAGGGUGCUGUCAAAGGAUAAGGAGAUCCAGGCUGCAGUGACACUAAGCGGGAAAGAAAAAACUGUCACCUUCACCACCACUAGUAUGACACACAAGGAGCAAAGAGUCACCUUUAAAGCUGGCUUUCAGACUCUGUAUGAUGGAAAAUGGCAUCAGCUCAAACUUCUAGUGAGGCCACGCCAGAUCACCGGUUUCCUUGACGAUCAACUCAUCCGGGAAGUCGUGCUGGAACCGGUGGAGCCCAUUUACAUCAAUGGUGAGACACAGGUGGCUAAGAGGAGAGGAACCGACAUCACUGUGCCCGUGGAGAUUCAGAAGCUGCGUCUGUACUGCGAUCCUCAUCAGAGUGAGAGAGAAACAGCUUGUGAGAUCUACUCCGUGGAUGAUGAACGGUGUCCUCUGAAUCGAACAGCCACAGUGGAGGAGGAGGACUGCAAUUGCGUAGUCGGACCACCAGGGCAGCGUGGCCCACCAGGACGAAUGGGUUUCCGAGGGGAGAAAGGAAGGGAAGGCCCACCAGGACCUGAUGGUAAGCCUGGCAAAGAUGGGAAUCCUGGGCAACCCGGCCCUCCCGGAUUACCAGGGAUCAAGGGUGAAAGUGGCCCUUCAGGACUGAGUGGGGAUCCUGGUCUACAAGGAAGCAAGGGAGACAUGGGGGAACCAGGCUUACCAGGAGAACCAGGACCCCCUGGACCUAAGGGUCUACCUGGUGAUAGAGGUGAACCGGGACCUCCGGGAGAGGCUGGAUCAGUGGGGGAGCCAGGACUACCGGGCACCGGUGGACUAGUUGGUCCACCAGGACCAAAGGGAGAGAACGGAGAUUCAGGGUUGGUUGGUGCUGCUGGAGCUCCAGGUGCCCCGGGUGUCGUAGGACCUCCUGGCGAAGUGGGUCCAAAGGGAGAGCCAGGGUUGCCUGGGCCACAGGGACUACCUGGAAUAAAGGGAAUCGAGGGGCCCCGGGGGCCGCCCGGAGAGAUCGGCCAAGAUGGUCCCAAGGGAAUGUGUGGAGAUCCAGGGGUUGUUGGUUCUCCUGGUCCAUCAGGUCAGAAGGGCUCAACGGGGGAGCCAGGUUUUCCAGGGCUGCCAGGUGGCAUGGGGCUGCCAGGGUUUAAAGGUCACAAGGGGGAGAGAGGACUGGGUGGCUCUAAAGGAAACCAGGGGGAGAGAGGCAGAGAUGGAGAUCCAGGGACUCCCGGUGUGCCUGGCGAAGUGGGACCCAUGGGAAGGAAAGGAGAGAAAGGUGUGACAGGUGAUGUGGGCCCCAGGGGGCCCGAAGGAAAGAAGGGGGACAUGGGCCACAUGGGUACUGUUGGUCCCAGGGGAUUUCCUGGCCAGGAUGGGUUGCCGGGCCAACCAGGGCAGCCAGGAUAUCCUGGGAAACCUGGCAAGUCUCCCUCAGAUGAACAUCUUCUAAAGCUCUGCACUGAUGUUCUGCGCAAUCAACUCCCUGCGCUGCUCCAGACCCUGGCCCCCCCAGCUCAGUGUGAACCCUGCCAAAGUGUGAAGGGACCCCCGGGCGAGCCAGGACUACCGGGACCCAAAGGCACCAUGGGAACUCCAGGCUACCCUGGGAGGAGUGGUGCUCCUGGAUACCCAGGACCUCCUGGAAUUCAGGGUCCUGCAGGCCUCAAAGGUGAUAUUGGACCAAAAGGGCUCAAAGGCAGCAAGGGAGAAGGUUACCGUGGACCUCCAGGACCACCUGGACAUCCUGGAAUUCAGGGCCCUCGUGGCUUUGAUGGAAUCGGUCAUCCAGGCAACCAGGGCAUUCCUGGAAAACCAGGACCACCGGGACAUCCUGGUAAACGGGGCAGCACAGGACUUCCAGGGAUGUGUGAUGUUUCCAUGUGUUAUCAGACUUACAACCUCAGGGAACAUUACAGCAAAGGACCUAACGUCUGAUGACAUAGCAGUGUGGGAGGCUGCUUUUGAUUUAAACACUCAAAGUGUUUUGAGGAAGCAAUUUACUGUAUUACUCAUUUACAGAGAUGUGUGUGACUGUUGACUCCUUUAUGACAGAGUAUGUGGAAAAUUAGCUGCACUGGAGGCAGACAUACCCUCAUUAUUUGAGGUAGACUGAAAUGGGCAGGGCAUUGAUUCAUGAUUAUUCAUGAUCCGAGACGGUCAGCAGGCUAGCAGUAGCUUACUGAGAUACCAGGCUAACAUGGCUACUUCAUAGUUUAAACUUGCAAAGUUUGACAGCAGGUUUAAAUGUUGAUUUCUAAUCCUGAGUAUGUCUGAUGAGCACCAAAAUGGUUGUAACUGAGGUUUGCUGUUUUUUGUGCAACUAGCAAGUGAAAUAGGAUUUGUGAGAACAUAACAAAAUAGCUACCUCCUCUUUUACCUGGGUCACUCUUUAAGUUAUAGAUACAGAAGGCUUGCUAACAUGACAAGAUGCUAAUAGGCCAGCAUCACCAGCGGUCCAGUUGAAAUUCAACACAACAUGCAUGCACAAAAAAACAGAAACAUCUUCUGACAACUCAACAAAACUCAGGUAGAGCCUUUCUUAAUUAAAUGAUAAUUUGUAAUUUAUUCCAGAUUAUGAGUUCAUAGUGCUUAAACUGCACAUUAUUAAGGGAAGUAGGCAAGAAUUUGCUCUAAUGCUGUGCUGAGCUUCACCAGUUGAGAUUUACAUCAACCAGUGAGGUUAAAUCUACCUUCAGUGCAGCUCUGUGUCCGAGAAAAUGAUUAUAUCUACAAUUUAUGUGAAAAGUACAAUACAUUCCUUGAUGCUGAAUUGUGGGACACAGCAUUUUACAUGAAUAUCUUGUGAAAGGUUAAUAAACAUUUAGGUUGGUCAAUUAAUGUUAAUGAAUAAACAAGAAAAAUUCACAAAUGAAAUCACUCCAACCCCAGCAUUCUUUGUUAGCAGUGCAUUAUCUCUCUCUCGGCCUGCUUUUAGUGCAUUCUACAUGUAAUCCCUUGUGGUGAAAAAAUAUAUUUCUAUCACCAGGGGUUGCUAAUCCAUCACUGUGACUGACAGGGUUGUAAGAAUCCAUUCACUGUCUAUUUUUACCCAUUAUCUUUGUUUUUUUGUUUAUCAGUAUUAUAUAGACUUAUUUUCCAUUGCUUUUCUGAGUGCGUGGAUUACCAUAAAGUCUCAAAAAGUGGCCUUUAUUUACCUCAGCUGCAGACUUAUGCAAACUUAUAUCAUUGACAGGCCUUUUAUUUCUACUUUCUCACAUUUUUUUUAAGCGUAUCAUAAAUCAUAUUUUAGAAAGAAGCCUUCCACUGUCCUGAUUUGCUCACAAUUUAAUUUGCUGUUGACACUAUUUUCUGUCAACUCAAAACAUCCUCCAUGUUUACUUGUUGUCUUGAUAAAAUUUUGACUAAUUCCAUCAGUGCAACAACAAAGUCUUGUCCUACUCACCACUCUGUUGCACUCAAUUUCAGAAAACUGAAAUACUGUUUUCAUUCACUGACCGUUUCUAGUUGCUUUCAUUUUCCAUUUGUUGUGCUAGAUUAAGCCUCCCACUGGCUUAAAAGGCCACCCCAUUCCUGGUAGGCUUCUGAGUUGGAACAUGUGCAGGAAGUGUUGAGUUUCACUAACACUAACCACAGUCGUAAAAACAGUAAAGUUGAGCAAUUACAGCAAUCAAAGAUUCCACAAAUCUUAUGUAUCAAUCAGCUCUCAUGACAUAUGAAUUUUGUGGUAUUUACAGUAAUAACAUUUUUUGACAGAGCUGACCUUUGAGGAAACAGGGAGCUGGAGAGUCCAAAUCAUUGAAUCACCAUUCUCUUUUAUUUAUCCUGCUUUAACCUGUUCUAAUUAAACGUAUGUGUGUUAGUUUAUGUGUGUUAACUUAUUUCCCCAUUAGCUAUCUUGUAAACUGUCAGUACAAAAGCUCAUCGGGACUGUUUAUUUCCUUCUUCAAUGGUAUUGAAUGAAAUGAUUUAGAAUUCCUCAGAAUAAAAUGCAAGGUGGGAGUAUGGCCAUGUACAGACAAACAAAUAGAAGAAGAGUUGUAGAGAGAUAGUCAUGGUCAGGUCCAGGCCAGCCUCUGUUGAACCAGCUUCCGUUGAACCAGCCUUUGUAACUCAAUAAAAUCUCUCAUUCAUCAUUUCUUGAGGCAUGUUCCUCAGGUUCACUUUCAAUAUUCUGAGGCAAAUCAGCUCAGCUUCAGCAGUUGCAGGAAGAAAUGGAUACCUUUGUGAUUUUAAACAACUUUUUUUUUCCCUUUUGCAAUCUCUGCUGUCUAAAAGCCACAGAAUUCAGUCCUCUUUGUGUGACUGUAACUACAGACGUCUGAGCUAACAACCUCUCAACUCACCCAUGGAUUCACCUUUUUUGUUGAGCAGUGAUGUUUAGUCCAUAAAUGUCUAGCGCAUAUGGGAAAUGGUGUUCUAUAAAGGCCAGUAAAAAACAGAAAUAUUGAAUAAGCCUCAGCAUGAGAUUGUUUUUCAAAAAACCUGCCAUCCUUUUCUGAAGAGGUGAAGUGAGCCAUUCAUACUGACGUACUGUUGAGAAAGGCUUUGUUCCAAGGCUGGAUUUUUAGUUAUUAGCAUAGUUACAGGUAGAGGGAUUUAGCAACAAUAAGCUGCCGCAGACAUCAUAUUAGCUGUAACAAAAGCAAUAAGUAUUCAGCUACAGGAAGAAGCAGGGAAACUGUGACAAGAAAUUUUUUUUUUUUUUCACACAACUGUCUUUUCAUAGCCUUUUACAGACAUUUUUGGUUGUUAUAUGGGGAAAGGCUCUUGCCCAGUUUCCUGAGAAGAGAGGCUUCCAUAUAUGGUGAGGAAUGAUUAAAAAAAUGUUAUCAAACUGUCAUAGACUUUGAACCCUUCCAGAUAUGUGAGUUUGUGAGUGAUACUCUAGGGUUCAGACUUCAGGAUACCGGUUUCCAAACUGUUGUUUGUUGCUAUGAAGCUGUUAAUUCUUACUUGGAACUUCAUUCCGUUUCCUAGUUUGCAACUAUUAUGUUAUUUAAUUUUUUGUUUUAUCAACAAUAACAGUCUACACUGUGGCUGGUGGCCCUUAGAGGCUCCAUCCCGCAGUAGUAUGUGGUUUAAUGAAGCAACAACAUAUUAAUGCUUUUGCUAUUUGUAGAGUCUUUUGAGUAGUGAAAAUCUGGCCUGCAUAUUAGAGUAAAUGCACAGGGUCAGUACAAGCAUAAUUGCUUAUCCUCUGGGGACCAUGAAUGUGCUUAAGAAAUUAAAUUGUAGUAUUAAAUCUUGCAUACACAAAGCUGAAAUUUUCCCUGAGGGUAGUGCUAGCGGACACUUCAUGGAAUGUUGAACAUGGACCUGGUUCAUCCUCUGAGGAGCAUGAAUGAAUGUGCUCAGUAAAUUUCAUGACUAUCUGCCUGUUGGACAUUUUGCAUGUACAAGUGGAAAUAUUGGCCAGAUAAAAAUGUCAAGAGACCCUGUAAUCUGUAUUGGCAACUAAUUUUUUUUUGGAUCAGCAUGUUGGUGAGAGGUUCAUAGUGAGCAUAUGUGUCAACAUUUUUGUCAUUUAUUUUUGUCCCAUGUACUCUCAUACAUGGGACACACUGACGUGAACCAUGGUCUUCAGUGUUUAAAUUUGUUUAAAUUUGAUUUGUACAACAAACCAUCCACCGCACCUACCUCCACACUUCAUGACCUUGCUGUGGCACAGCAGAUAGGAAAAUUCACCAUCUUGGCAAAAUGUAACCUCCAAAACAUAUUUGGCAAAGCAAAUUGACUAACUACAUAUAUAUAUAUAUAUUUAUGUAUACCUAUGAUGAAGACACCAAACUACCAAAAGGUUAGGUCUGCGGUCAUUUAAAAGAAACCAAUAUUGAAACUAAUAUUCAUAGGUGACAGGACAACAUCUCCGGUGUCACAAUCACAUGCUUUGUCCAACCAGCUACCCACUCCAGCCUCCUACCUAACGCUACUUCCACUUUUGCUACUGACUAAGCUCCUGUUUUUCUGCUCAGUACAGUCUUACAUUUAAUGCUGUGACUGAGUCUGAACAUUGUAGCUGGGUUUAACACAGUGUCAUCAUGAAAACUUUUUUCUUUCUUUUUUUUUUUUUUUAAAAAAGAUAUAUGUGCGAUCUGUGUUUCUUGAGUACUGACACCUACUGUAAAAGGUGUCAGAUCAUCAGUAACAAUCUUCACCACAGAAACAGUCCAUGCUGUGUGAAAGUUAACUUUCCAGUGCAGAUGGUGACGUGACUUGUCACAUUUACCAUUUUGAGUUGACUUUUGACUGAUAUAAUGUUUAGAUGUAAUGAUUUAAUUACUUCCGACCACAGGGGUUAAACAAACUUGUUAACUAGGAUCUUGUGUGGGAUUUGCUUGCAUUUCUGUCUUUCUGUAAUUGAAAUAUAUUUCAAGAAGCAUCCAUUUGUAUCAUUUUAAAAGUUAAUAUCUGUAAUAUCCAUAGAUGCUGGAAAAAAUGCAGUGUUUACAAUGAUAUUUUUGUACAUAUGAUUAGCAGCUUUUGAAAAUAUGUCUUAUUAUUAUGUUUGUUGUAAAAUUAUUUUAUAUUAAA